AUGGCUGGCUGCCGAAUUCUAGGGGACGCUGCCGUUCAUGAGAUCUUAAUCGGUCUGUCCAGGUCUGACGUAAAGCUGUUCCAGAACAAGCUGCAGGAGUCUCUGCGCCGAUAUUCAGUCGAGGAUGAACGCAAGUAUCAGCCAGACGCAGGCAUCAUCAACAGGCCGAGCGGCCAGAAGACGUUAUUUCGACCUUUCACGUCUCCAUCGUCGGUCGGCACCAAGAUCAUUGUUCACCCUGCGCCAGACAGAGUCUCAAACACCCAACAGCCGCUUCACGGUGUCAUAGUUCUGUGCGACAAUCACGGAAUCCCCACAGGCUUGAUCAACGCUGAAGAGGUUACUGGCUUUCGUACCUCCUUGAGUGCUCUCAUUCUGUGGACAUGGCGAAAGUACACGGAUUCAAUUCUGGUCUUUGGAGCUGGCAAGCAAGCCUUGUGGCAUAUUCGCCUAGCUUUGGCUUUGCGAGGAGAGGAAAUACAGUCCGUUACGGUAGUGAAUCGCAACCUUGGACGAGCAGACCAGCUGGUCAAGCAGCUUCAGGAGGAGAAUGCUGGUCGGUGGAAAUCUGAGGCAAAGCUUGAGAGUCUCGAUCCCAACGACAAGUCACUUCUGCAGAGCAAAUUAGCCGAAGUGGAUGCUGUCUUCUGCACGGUACCCUCAGAGGACAUUUUGUUCCCAAAGGAAGACCUCUCUCUCGACUCGCGCAAACGAGCUCCGUACAUCUCUGCUAUCGGCUCCUGGCAAUCCCAAAUGAUUGAACUGGAUCCAGCGUUACUGAAGCAUGUUGCCGAGGACGACCGCACUUUCAACCUGAGAGAUGAAAAGGGAGGCCUGAUAAUUGUGGAUGAUCGUGAUGCUUGUCUACAUCACACUGGCGAGGUCUUGCAGAGUGGUCUUGCCGCCAGAAGUUUGCUGGAGCUUGGUGAGGUCUUGGAUCUUCAAAAUCAGGACGAAAGCGAGUCGCAGAAGCGAGAGAAGUUCACAACAUGGUUGGCUAAUGGUCUAAUCGUGUAUAAGAGUGUCGGAGUCAGUCUGACUGAUCUAGCACUUGGCGAGGCGAUACUCGAUAUAGCCAAGCAGCGUGAAAUGGGAACACCUAUCUCAAACUUUUAG
This is a messenger RNA of Pseudocercospora fijiensis CIRAD86, 1116 nucleotides long. RefSeq lists its product as uncharacterized. Bases 1 to 1116 code for a protein of 371 amino acids. Gene Ontology annotation, cellular component: cytoplasm. Lineage: Eukaryota; Fungi; Ascomycota; Dothideomycetes; Mycosphaerellales; Mycosphaerellaceae. The transcript has a single exon. The record is from RefSeq and is a predicted model, not a curated record.